This is a messenger RNA of Leptopilina boulardi, 819 nucleotides long. RefSeq lists its product as uncharacterized. Bases 14 to 463 code for a protein of 149 amino acids. The record is from RefSeq and is a predicted model, not a curated record. The transcript has 3 exons. NCBI's taxonomy places the organism in Eukaryota, Metazoa, Arthropoda, Insecta, Hymenoptera, Figitidae.
UAAAUCGAGUGACAUGCAAGAAGGGGCUGAUGAACGCAGCGGAAUCUUAAAAAACAAUAGAAUAUUUAAACUUUUUAAAAAAAUGAAAGAGGAAAAACAAAAAGAGGAAGAAGCGGUACAGGAGGAGAUUAAUAAAAAUUUGUUUAUCGAAACUUUGCGAAGAGCAAGGAAGCCCUCUGUGCUUGAAUGGAUACAACAAAAUAAACUGGAAUAUGCGUUGAGCGAAUUAACGCAUUUGAGGGAAAACCCUCCCUCCACAUCAAAGGGAUUUAUGAUCAAUUUUGGGGAAUGGAGGCCUGUUUCUCCCCGAACCGUAGUUGGCGAAUUAUGGCCUUAUGACCGGAGUUUGGCUUUCGGGGUCGAAAGAGCUAGCUCCAUGACCUCCUGGUUUCAGGAGUAUUUUUGGGACGAGAGCGAGAGGAAUUACCUUGCUCGUGGAUUUUGGACUCCAGUAAGUAUCUAAUUAAAUAUGACAAACAAAAAAAUAAAAUUCUGAAAAUUUAUUUAUUUUUUUUUUUAUCAAUCCUUUCGUAACCCAGUAUACGUCGGGGAUUAUUUACCGGCACUGAAAUUGGUUGAGGGAGGAAUUUCGGAGGGUCUGCCUCCGUUAGUUUGUCUUUUAAGGGACCUGCCUGAGAUCCCUCCGAAAGUAGGGUUUCAGCCCUUGAAAGAGGGAUUCAAGCUGACUUUUCUCCAGUGCCACGACUGGUUGGCGCCAGGGCAGCCACGGACAAGAGGCUGGUGGAAAGUGGUAAGACGAUUCUCUAUCUCUUUUCUCCCACAAUUUAUACUUAUGACUGCGGCAUUUUAGAAAUAUGU